Rotaria sp. Silwood1 is the source of this 1230-nucleotide messenger RNA. The record is from the annotation of a GenBank genome assembly. Lineage: Eukaryota; Metazoa; Rotifera; Eurotatoria; Philodinida; Philodinidae.
AUGUUUUCAGAUGGUCGAUCAUUUUUACCAUUGUCGAAAGCUAGUCUAUAUGGUAUAUUCAAUAUUUUUACAGUUGAUUUUAACGAUGAUUCAUAUAAAAAUUUCCAUGAUAAUAAUAAUUAUAUAAAUUGUACAGAUGAAAGCCAUGUAUUACUUGAGAAUUUUUCUUAUCAUGAAUUUGAAUUAUUAAAUACUCAAUUAAAAAUUUUUUUCGUUCAAACAUCUGAAAAUGAAGAUAUUCUAUCUCGACAUGCUUGUUCAAUUGAAUCAGCUGCACGUUUACAUACGACCGGUCUUAUAUUUGUUUUUAUGCGUAGUCAAUAUAUUCAUUUAAGAAAAGGUUCAUUCAAUCGUUUACGUACAUAUACAAAUAUACGUUUUGUUCAUUUCAAUGAAUAUGAUAUUUAUUCAGGUACAACAUUAUCAAGAUUAAAUGAAACCAAACGUACACAAGUGAUCCGUUAUUUUGCCAUAUCACAUAUGAGUGAUUUUAUUCGUACAGCACUUCUAUAUAAAUAUGGUGGAAUAUAUUUCGAUCUUGAUGUCAUUCCAUUAAAAACAUUUUCUUUAUUUUCAAAUACUGUUGCACUUGAAUCGGUUGACAGUGUUAAUGUAGCUGUGUUAGUAUUUGAAAAACAACAUAUAGCAUUAGAUAUACAAAUGGAUAUUCAAUUAACGUCAGUUAAUACACAAUUUAAUGCUUUUUGUUGGAAUUGUGUUGGACCAUCAGCAUUAUCCGAUGCUUUAAAACGCGUUUGUGAUGAUAAAAAAUUACACAUACAUUCAAGAGAUAAAUGUCAAAAAAUUGAUAUUCAACCAUCAUUUGUUUUUUAUCCGAUAGCUUAUCAAAAAAUUCCACAAUUUUUUCGUCACUCAAAAUCUUUCGAUGAUAUUGAUUAUUUAAUAAAAAAUUCAAGUAUUUAUUCCAUACAUUAUUUUCAUCAUAUGACAAUGAAUUUACCUGUCGAAAAUCUUUCACCAUUUGCUCGUAUAGCACAAAUUUAUUGUCCAAAGGUAUAUGAACAAUUAAUUGAUCGAAAAGAAUCUAUUUUAAAAAGAACUCAAACAUCGAAAUAUUUAUUUACAAAUUUAAAUAUAGUUUUGUUUUGUUUAAGUAUUUCAUUCUUAUGUAUUUUAAUACUUUUCUUGGCUGGUACUUUUUUAUCAUAUUUAACUUCAAUGCGUGUUGUUAUACUUGAAUUACAACAUAAAUUUAAUAUUACUAUUUGA